GUAAUACAAAGAAUGAAAGAAUUAAAUUUUACUGAAAAUAAGUUUAAGAUUUUUAUAUUGUUUUUUUGUUAAUAUCGCGAAAGCAUCAAAACUUGCUAGAAUACAGCAUUAGGGUAGUCUGCGUUCACAUUAGCUUAGCGUAGCCUGUUAUGAGCCCCGAGGCACUAAUUUCAGUUGUUUCAGUCAAACCGUAGCAAAUUUACACCAUAGGGUAUUAUAAGUAUAGUUGCUUCAGUUUUAAUGUGUAUUUUUGAGACUCUAUAAAAUGUUACAUAAAAUAUUUAUAUUUAAAAUAGCGUAAAAUUAAUUAUAAACCGUGGAAAUUUGUUGUAUAAUGUUUAGUUAUGUCCUAAAAGUAUUUUAUCUUGUUUCGUUUUUAGCAUUAUGUAAAGGCUGUCGUCGAGUCGUUUUUAACAGCAAAGAAGGGAAUGCGGUUUUGUACAACAGUACUGCUGUAUUGCGAGCCCAUAUGUCUGAAUGCAUAUACAACAUUACCUACAAUAGAGUAUUUCCUGUUCUUGACGUUCAUUCCAUCGUAGAUUUCAGUAUUCUUCAUAUCACGUGGUUUAACGACACGGCUGAGCAAUUUUGCAGGUUAUCUCCGGCACGAAACACACGUUGUUGGAUCAAUCGCCUUGAGAUUUAUUUAUCACGAAGGUCUCCGUACUACCAACCUGUAAGAAGAUGUAUUUAUAGUUAUCGCAGAAGAGCAACCAUUAACAGGAGGGCACCACCACCAAAACGAGUAGAAACAUCAGUGAAUUCUAUAUCUUCGGAUGAAUUAGAAUUGGCUAGAUUUUCUAAUUGCGUCACCAAUGACGUCACGUUACCUAGCAACGAGCAUCAAAACUUGACAUCUGUUUUGAAAUUCUUUAAAUUUCACUAUGUGGCAGAAAACAGGAAUCGAAGACGGAACAAAGUUAACGAUAAUUGGAAAGAAAACAUGUUUCAAAUUACAAGAUUAGAUUCUCCGUUUUAUAUAUCAUUCAUCCAAUGUAAUCAGACGCGUGAUUCGAUUACGGAAGUAACGGAAGAGCAAAACCACACACACUCAAAUAUUUUAGCCCCAAGUCCACCACCUCCUCCAAGAGUUGACGUCAAUUUAAUAAUACCCGAAACUCCGCCUAAAAUUGCUUGCAAUGUGACCGAGAUAAGCAUACAUGGAAUAUUUAACGAAAGCGAGGCAGUGAAUACACCGCACUGUUUUGUGAACCCGUGUAACCGUGCAAGUCUGGAAGUAGCAUUGUCAAUGUGCGGGAACAUGCCACAUUGCGUGUUAUAUAACAGCACCUGCUAUGCUAAGUAUAUUCCUGUACAGCCAGUCUCUCAAUUCGAUCAGUUUCUUGCCGCUUAUCUGACUUCUACACAACUAGUUACGUCACCAAUCGUUCACGAAACCGAUAAUCGUAACUUAGUUUUAGGUGGACUUCCAUUUUUGUUCCCACCUCAACAAUGCUCUGUAUUUCCACACAACUGUGCAAUCGAUCUAGGUAACAUCAUGGCUUUACUAGAACCACCAGUGGACGUGCCUUACUGCCAAAGAAUCGCAUGUAAUCCUGCGAACCCAUCACUUGAAUCAGAUCAAUUUGGUUGUCAUUCUCAACCCGGCUGCUACUUUGACCUUGAGCUUUCCACUUUAAGACGAAGUAUUGGUUACACCGUAUUAUCGACUGUCCCCAUAUGCCACUUCGUCAUAAGAAACCAGAAAUUUCAGCAACUUGCAACUGACUAUACUACAUCUAAAAACGCCUCGUGGUCAAGCAUUCACACACGGUGCUUUAUAAACCAAAACAACGCUUCAAUCAUGGCGCCACCAAUCGGAUGUUCCAUGCUUAUUUUUAUGAAGUAUUAUGGAAUCAAUAUGCGUAUGUUAGGUUGGACAGGCAUUACUGCGAACGAAUGUACCCUUAUUAACGGUUGCUAUUUAGAAGGCGAAGGCUGUUUUUACCCAGGAAAUCCGCGGAGCAUUGAAAUAGCUGCACAAAACGAUUUGUUCAAGCGAAAAAUUCAUUUUCCUCCCGAUGUUUAUGGACAAGCAAAAUGCGCAAACUUUGACGUAACUUAUGAUCACGGGGCUAAUCUUGACGCCUACCACCGAUGUAAACAAUUAGGGUGUACGGUGGAUUCGUUAGUUUACAUCGAAGAGUCUGUACAGUUCGAUCUUAUGCAUAUGAUGGUGCGAUCUGUUGCUCCACAUAUUCAACAACGGUUUUGGGACUUAGUACAUAGCGGUAACAUUUCUGCGCACAACUGGAAGAGCUCGUUACGGAAAUUAAGCACCUGUCUAGGAGAACAAAACCAGUAUAAUGUUCAAAGCAACAGGCCCAGCGACUUGGGACUUUUGAAGGUUAAAUUAUCCUUGAGACCAAGUUGGUAUCUAAUGUAUUCAAUACCUGGUUACACUGCUAGUCAACGAACGCUACCACUUUGCCCGUAUCGUAAUUAUAACUUUGGGAUCGUUUCUCUUAAAGGGUCAUUUACAGCUUGCUGCGAGACAUAUGCCUGCUACACCCCUAAACGUCAUAUACGUACAUCUUACUCUGGGAUAGCGAACUAUUGGUCUGCUUGGUCGGAGUAUGGAAUAUGCUCUGUUUCUUGUGGGGGCGGAAUACAAAGCCGUAUACGUCGGUGCGUACGGUUCCGGGGCAAGCAAUGCAACUUAACUGGCGAAAGAAACAAUCAUAAAGCGUGUAAUACGCAUUCGUGUCCAUUAUUUAGCCAUUGGAAUAUUUGGGCUUCGUGUUCUGUUGCUUGCGGAGGUGGAACGCAAACCAGAACCCGUCUUUGCUUACCUGAAGGUAGCACCUGUUCAGAUGACGCUCAAGGCGGAGCUUCUCAAUCAAGACCUUGCCAAACUGGCAACUGCGCAACUGUUAGCGAUUGGAGUGAAUUUAGCGAGUGUGACGUGCAUUGUGGACACGGUAUAGCUACAAGCACAAGAACAUGUUCAAGCCAAGGUGCAUACGGAUGCCCUGUACUUACGCGGACACGGCGCUGUGAAAUAUUUUGCGGGGUAGUGCACAAAGAAAAUGGGCCAUGUCUGCCCUAUCCGUCGUGCACACGUGAAAUUCGCAAGCGGUGUGUGUAUGCACAUGGCCCAGGACACUGCUCAGGCAUGCAUAAUGAAACUGAACGAUGUUACCUCGGAAGAAUGUGUUUUCUAUGUGUUUUUGGUAACUGUUGAAAUCGAAUUUUACAAUAAAAUGAAAACUGUUAUAUAUA
Molecule: messenger RNA, 3222 nt
Organism: Ciona intestinalis (vase tunicate)
Lineage: Eukaryota; Metazoa; Chordata; Ascidiacea; Phlebobranchia; Cionidae
Source: RefSeq, a predicted model, not a curated record